AUGGCUUGGGAAACACCGUCCAAUGAUGCCGCAUCAGGUUCUGCGCCGGCUGAUGCGUCACCGCCGGAGCGCAGAUGGAGGGCUCUCUUCCUCUUCACCACCAGGAGACACCUCGCGCCGCUUUCGGCCGGAUUGUUUUUCGCUAUCUGUGGUGGGCUUGCCGUACCCCUUCUGGCGGUAAUCCUAGGUCGUAUCUUCAAUGAGCUUACCAGCUUUGGGGCCCGUUCAAUCACUGCGGUGCAGUUGAUGCACAACAUUUCCAUUCUUUGUGUAUAUCUACUCGCACUGGGAUGCACCAUUUUGGCCAUACAAUCCUUCCACUUUUCUUUAUGGAUCAUUUUUGGCGAGCUACAGGCAAAAAAAGCCCGUAAUGAGCUUUUUGAAGUGCUGCUAGGAAAGGAAGUGGAAUGGUUUGAUCUAACAAGAGAUGGAGUUGGCGCUCUUCUGCCACAAAUCCAAACAAACAUACGCGAUCUCCAGCUAGCAGUUUCACAACCCCUGGGUUCCUUCUUCCAAAACCUAGUUGCUGCUAUGGCUGGACUUAUUCUAGCUCUCUACAUCUCAUGGAACCUUACCUUUGUUUGCCUCGCAACUGUCCCAGUCUGUGCUAUCGUGAUUUCGGUUAUGUCAAAAAAAGUACAACCCGAAAUUGACUCGCAGCGACGAGAGCUUGAUCAAGCAUCCAAGUCUGCCACUAAUGCCAUUUCCUCAAUUGACGUUGUGAAAUACUUGAAUGGGCAGGCGAUAGAGGUGGCUCAUUACAUGUCUGCCGUUCAAGCGGCUGCACAGCAUUAUCUAAAACAGGCGCGAUUUACUGCUGUCGAGAUAGGGCUUAUUCACUUGUUGACCUUUGGGAUGUUUGUUCAAGGAUUUUGGUAUGGAGGGUAUCUGGUGGCUAUCCAGAAACUAACACCUGGUCAAGUUCUUACUACAUUCUGGGCAUGCUUUCAGGCGACCCAGUCUAUCGAGAAUAUCAUACCACAGUUGUUGGUGCUUGAGAAAGGAAGAGCCGCUGCCGCUGCCCUGAAACAAAUAUUGGGACAGGCUGGAUUGUUGAAAAGUGUACGUGUCCCUGAGGCUGAAUCUAAAUGCCCACAAUUUUGUGAGGGAAACAUCAAGUUCGAAAAUGUUACCUUUGCAUAUCCAUCCCAACCUGAUCGUUUAGUCUUGGAUGGCUGCACCUUUUUAUUCCCGUCUGGGGAUAUGACAUUCAUCGUUGGAAGAAGUGGCUCCGGAAAAAGCACUGUGGGAAACCUUCUUCUACGAUUCUAUCUUCCAGCUUCUGGGGAAAUAUCUAUUGACGGAAACUCGAUAACAUCUCUCGAUAUUAAUUGGGUUCGAAACAAUAUCACCCUGGUACAACAGCAAAGUUCUUUAUUCAAUGAGACAAUCUUGAAGAACAUUGCAUUUGGUUCCCGAGAUUUCGAUAACCUUUCCCCAAAUGACAUUGAAAAUUGUAUAUCCUUUGCAAAAUUGCUGGAGACUAUCCAGGCAUUACCAGACGGGCUGGAUACUAUUGUUGGACUUGGAGGUGACAGACUUAGCGGCGGGCAGCGACAGAGGGUAGCUUUGGCUAGAUCUCGUCUUAGAGAUACCCCUAUUCUUGUGUUGGAUGAAUCUACCAGUGCUUUAGACUAUCAUACCAGGCGCUCUAUCAUGUCGUCGAUCCGCGAAUGGAGAAAAGGAAAGACAACAAUUGUUAUAACCCAUGAUUUAUCGCAGAUUGAUGAGAAAGACUUUGUCUACGUUGUGGAUAAUGGAAAAGUGUAUCGCCAAGGGCAGAAACAAACACUUCAAAACGACAUUGAAGGGGUUCUAUUGUCCGCUUCACAGGUCCCAAUCCAAAACAAUUCGGAAAAAUUGAAAAGUAUUUCACGGGCACGACUCAGUGCUAUUGAUCGCUGGAACGACAGUCGCCGCCAAAGCUUCCCAGGGUUUAGUAAUUUUGACCAUACUAUGGACGGACAUUCAUCCUUAGCCUUCUCCCCUGUGCCUUAUUCACCUUUAUUUAGCCAGUCGCUUGGGCUUUCUCAGACUCAAUCGGCUAUUUUUCCUAAUCAGCAACGACAUUCUUUCCACGGAAAGCUUCCUCUCUCACGAAAUGCAGUAGAUUUGCCAACCAAAGAAAUACUUCCUUUCGAGGAGAACCAAGGUGUAAAGUCGCUAUCACAAAUCGAUGAUACCCGUGACGAAGAUGAAGAACUUCCGUCCCGGCCCAACUCAUUGGACGAAGAACGAUACGGCUACCAAAGCCGUUCCCUGUUUGGAAUACUUUGUACCCUGACACCAUCUUUGAGUCGAUCAGAAAAAGUCUUAUUAUUUCUUGGUUUCGUGUCAGCUUUCUUUCAUGCUGCAGCCACGCCAGCUUUUGCAUUUCUUUUUUCUCGGUUACUGAGCACCUUCUAUCUCACCGAACGCCGUGCCCGGGCUGCCUUGGAAUGCUCAAUAGGCAUUCUAGGCGUAUCAAUCGGUAAUGGCAUAGCAUCUUUUUGGAUGCAUUUUCUUCUUGAGCGCUGUGGUCACGCAUGGGUUGAUCACCUUCGACAAGAGGCAAUGUUUCGGAUUCUUCAGCAGCCCAAAUUUUGGUUUGAGAAGGAUAUCAAUCACCCAUCGACGCUGGCCAAUUAUUUGGACAGAAAUGCAGAAGAAAUGAGAAAUCUUGUCGGCAGAUUUGCAGGUUUUAUGUUUGUCGCCACUGUGAUGAUGGUGAUGGGUACGACAUGGGGCUUAGCAAUAUGUUGGAGGUUGACUUUAGUCGGCUGUGCAUGCGCACCAGUCCUGUAUGCUCUUACCAGAUUGUUCGAAAGAGUCAGUGGUUACUGGGAAAGUCGCUGUAACCGAGCUGCAGAAGUGGUCUCAGGAAUAUUUUCAGAAACGUUUUUGAACAUUCGUAUUGUUCGGUCCUUAACUCUUGAAUCUUACUUCCAUAAAAAGCUGCUCCGUGCGAAUUCGGAGACACUAACUAUAGGCAUGAAAAGAGGUUGCUUUACAGGCUGCGUUUUUGGACUUUCGGAGGCGUCUAUUAUAUUUGUCUAUGCACUUGUGUUUUACUACGGUGCUUUACUAGUUUCUUCUACGCAAUAUACCACAAAAGCAGUUUUGACCGUUUUUUCUAUGCUAUUAUUUAGCAUGGCGAAUGUGAAAGCGGUUCUAUCCCUAGUGCCGCAGAUUAGCUCUUCUAGAGACACUGCUACUCAAGUGCUACACCUAGCAAAACUACAGGCUGAUCAUUCACAUGAGCACCAUGGAAAGAUACAUACCUCGCAGUUAGCCCCAAUCAGAUUUACAAAUGUUAACUUCAGCUACCCUUCACAGCCGGAAAAGUUAAUCCUUCAUGAUUUUAACUUAAAUAUCGAUGAAAACGCCUGCACAGCGAUUGUUGGUCCCUCCGGCUCGGGGAAGUCAACUAUAGCUUCGAUACUUCUUGCUCUGUAUCCUAUUAGUAAGGAAAAUACUGGAUAUCUACGCCCUCCUGGCUUAAUAGCUCUGGGGGGUCUAGAUCUUCGGGAAAUCCAUGUAUCUUCACUUCGAUCCCAAAUAGCAAUCGUUCCACAGAAGGCAACAAUAUUCCCAGCGUCCAUCCGAGAUAACAUCAGCUAUGGUCUUGAGGAAUCCUCGCCUUAUAACACCCUUGCCAACGUGCGUACUGCUGCCAAAGCUGCAGGAAUUGACGAUUUUAUUUCAUCUCUCCCAUCAGGAUACGAUACACUUAUUGGUGAUGGAGGUAUAGGCAUAUCCGGUGGGCAGGCCCAGCGCUUAACCAUUGCCAGGGCUCUCGUUCGUCGGCCUCGGGUUCUUAUCCUCGAUGAAGCUACAUCCAGCUUAGACAUCGAGAGUGCGGCAGGAAUUCAGCGCACUGUGCAAAAACUGAUGAGCCGGAAUAGGUCCAAUGGGCUCACAGUCAUCAUUAUCACCCAUGCAAGAGAUAUGAUGGAGAUAGCCGACAAGGUGGUAGUGAUCGGUGAUGGAAGAGUUGUCGAGGAGGGUGCUUUUGAAUUGCUAAUCAAUAAACGAGGUGGUGAGCUUAGGAAACUUCUGGGUAUAACAGGCCGAGAAAAUUUGUAA
Molecule: messenger RNA, 4065 nt
Organism: Ophidiomyces ophidiicola
Lineage: Eukaryota; Fungi; Ascomycota; Eurotiomycetes; Onygenales; Onygenaceae
Gene: HST6
Product: ATP-dependent permease
Exons: 5
Coding region: 1-4065 (1354 amino acids)
Biological process (GO): transmembrane transport
Cellular component (GO): membrane
Molecular function (GO): ATP hydrolysis activity; ATP binding; ABC-type oligopeptide transporter activity
Source: RefSeq, a predicted model, not a curated record